Staurois parvus is the source of this 338-nucleotide messenger RNA. The record is from the annotation of a GenBank genome assembly. Lineage: Eukaryota; Metazoa; Chordata; Amphibia; Anura; Ranidae.
AUGUAUGUGAAAUGGUUUGAUACAGGAAUGUUAUACUAUGUGAUUUUAGUGAAUUUAGUGAAUGUCACUUUUUGUCAUUUUCAAAUUUCCCGCCAGUUCCGUCCCCGUACGUCCUGACACUCACAGGGGACAAAACCCAGAAGACACAUGACGGCAUCCGCAGGAGGACAUUACAGGGGACACUGCAGGAGGGACAUCGCGGGAGCGCAGGACAAGGUAAGUGAAGAACAGAUCCCGGAGCAGCACCGCAUGGUAAGCCCGAGUGUAGAUCGGGGUUACCGCUUCUGGUACUGAAACUUUACCCCGAACUACACUCGGGAAUACCGCCAGGGGGGUAA